AUGGACAACGCAACUACUCCUACAAUUUCAGUCACCGAUGAAACUUUGGGUACUUACAGCCUCGAGGAGUCCUUUGACCUUGCGGACCGCUUAAGAUCCUCUUUUGUAGAAGGCACGGGUUAUCAUCAGAGAUUCCUACCGUUCUUAACCCUGUCGAGAAUCUUGACCAAGACAUGCAUUGAGGCUCAUCUAAAGAAAGAGUACGGCGAUCUUGCAUCACAAUAUGCGGAUCAAAUUAGGCCGUUAUAUGUCAACGAGGCUGAUGCGCCCAAGGAUAAGCCUUUUCCAGUGCCUUCAGGUGAGCACACGUACCUGAGGACUUUUGCAACUCUGGUCAUGAUUGAAAAAGAAGGACAAAUUCAUGAAUUCAUUCAACAUCGAGUCUGUGACGGUGACCUUCCCCUCACUGUGGACGUAAGAAAGAAUGCUGUAUUCCGGAAGGAACGCGAUGAAAAUCCCCUUGGCUGCUUCAGAAGCUUUCGCGCCUCUCAAUUGGACCACUUCGAAAUGGUGCAAUGGAGAUUCACGACCCCUUUCUUUCAUGCUCCUACAGACAGUAACCGGGUAUUUAAAUACGUUUUAAACCAGAGAACCAUCUUACCUUGGUGUCGUCUCGAUGAGUCCGAUGUUAGACUGGGGAAAUUCUACAGACAUAUAACCCAAGGCGGUUAUGGAACAAUUGAGCCUAUCAUGAUUGACAGGUCGUCUCACAGCUUUGACAAGGUUCUGCGAGGAGUGAAAUCUGCCGCAAAAGGCAUCUUUGCCAUCAAAACAGUCAGGCUUGAGGACCGUUAUGAGUACGACAACGAAGUUAAAGGACUUCAACGAUAUGGCGUCGGCCAUCGGCAUAUCAUUCAACUUCUGGCGACCUUUGAGCUACAUGACAGAUAUCACAUGAUAUUUCCUUGGGCUGCUUGUAAUCUUUACGAGUUUUGGAAAUCUGACCCUUUUUCGGAGACUGGGAACCGAGAUCUCGACGUUAUCCGUUGGAUGUCUACACAAACUCUCGGUUUGCUUGCGGCCCUGGAUGCUAUUCACAAUCCCCAAGGCAUGCAAUUUUAUGGCCGGCAUGGGGAUAUUAAGCCCGAGAACAUUCUUUGGUUUGAAAUGGAUGAUGAACCUCACGGCUUACUUGUUCUGGCAGAUUUUGGGCUUACCAAAUUUCACCGGGAGCGCACCAGGUCUCGGACAAAAAACACAACCGUGGGCUACACGUACACCUAUGCGCCCCCAGAGAUUGAUAUUGAAGGUGGAGUUGUGUCGCGAUCUUCUGAUAUAUGGUCUUUCGGUUGUGUCCUACUUGAGAUGGUCUGCUGGCUGUUAGGGGGCUGGGAGCUUUGCGAGGCAUUCUCACGUGCUCGACUGACAGAGGAGGACGCUUCAGGUGUCCUGAGGACUGACAAGUUCUUUGCAAUUGUCAAACUAGAGGAUGAUGAGCUGCGCCGCUUCACAGUCAAACCACAAGUAUCAGAUUUCAUUCGAAGGCUUGAUCAUCACGAGUCAUGCACAAACUAUAUUCAUGAUAUUCUGGACAUCGUUGAGAAAUACAUGGUUGUUGUACGAACGGAGGAUGUGAAAAGAGCCUCCAUCGGCGAGCUGCUCGAGAAAUUUAAGGAUGUCGACCGGAGAGUCCAGGAUGAUGAUCAGAGGGACUACAUCGCGAAGCCCGCGCCUGGCCCCCGCAAAACACCAACCAAAGCGCCUACCGCAGUCGAGGCACAUGUGGUCGAGAGAAAAUACACAUAUUCACGCGAUAGUCGAUUAAGACUUACGCAAAGAUUCACAGACCGUAGCCGCCAGAGUCAGCGCCAAUCCAUACGAAUCCGGCAGAUUAAUGACGCUGGCCUGGUUAUCAGAGAACCGCAUUCGAUAACGGGCAGAAAGAAGGAAUUCUCGCCUGAAAGGCUCUUAAAUGCUGACAAGAAUAGUGACUUAGCGGCUGCACAGAUGAUUGAAGCGAAGGUCUUUGACGUCUUGGAUGAGAGUUUUGAUGGCACAAACACCUGCUUGGCCAAAUUUCCCGUUCAAUGGCAGGUUCCAGUUUGCGUCCAGGAAGAACUCGACGGCAGCACCAAUCUUGGCCCAAUCCUCACUAUAACAGGGACUUCUUCAAAUUCUUGGGCGGUCUGCUGCCGGGAAUAUGUUUCAGCAACCUGGAAAGAUGACGGCACAUUGUUUCUGGAAGAUCUAGAAGCAUUUCUAGUUCAAAAGCUACCUUCGAUAGGCACCCAAGUUGCGAAAGAACCUACAGUCAACCGGCCACUGUUCAUGAGCGGAGACUCUGAAGACACUGCAGUAGUGCUCUUCAAAGGAUCUCGAACUCAGAUAUCAGUAUUUUCACAGUUUCUUUGCUGGAUUGUAGCGACCUUCCGACUGCCCGAGCCGAAAAUGACUACCAGUUCUUCGGUCAGCUUCCUGCAUGCACCAAGGGUCGAUGAUAAGGUCCAAGAGUUUCGUAUUUCACUGGAAGAGUUGAAACCUCUAGAUCAUGGCACACCCGGCACUUGUUGGACCCCUCUAUUUCCUUCCACGGUCAUAGCCGAGGGCUUUGAGGUUCCAGUUCACCCAGGAGUCUUUGGCUUGCAGAUGCCCUUUGAUGCGAUGCUUGAACUGGCUGAGAUAGUUUGCGAUGUCAGCCUAGAGGACGACAAGGGUACUGCAACUGGUAUCUAUCUCGAUGGCAUCUCCUUUUUCCUCUACCCAACCUCUUACAAGACGCAUCCCGGUCAACAGCCAGUCGUCCAAUGGAAUUUGAAAGAGAAGGCCCUGGAUGACGAUGGAGAUCGAGACCCAGCCAUCGCCCCCGACAGAGAUGGUGGACCGUUGUGGACCAAAAUUCCGGACUACAAGACCCUGAGAACAUCAAUCGCAGUUUUGGGAUACUGUGAGAAGGCUCUGGUGCAGUUGGGUACGGAGGCCCGCCGCCAAUAUCACAACGAACCACAAUACUCACGUGCAGAGGUCGAAAGGCCCAACAUUGAGGCAUCCUUGACCUCACUUACUGUGGGUUCAAGUGCAGGGGGUGCUAAAGCCGAGGGUUCCAUAGGGUUCAAAAUGAGGAAUGGCCUUAAGCGCGAUGUUGAGGAGAAGAAGGAAUUAAGCUACAAGCAAGUCCUGCGGAUCUCGCAGAAUAAGCCAGUCAUCAUUUAUGACACUCAACGUCAGAACGAGCGCGCAUGGAUGGUUUCCGAACUAUCUAUGAUCCUCGAGUUAUUCAACAUAUGGGCCCAGCAGGAAGGUCUACGAGGCAUCCAGUAUGCUACUGCGAGUGCUGACGGAGGCGCCGCUGCAUUCAACGUCCUCGCCAAUAGAAGUUAUUCGGAGCGCACUGCUAUCGAGAAGAUGGCUGAUGAGGAUCCUUCAGAUAUAAAGAUCUCGGGUAUUAUCAAGAGGCUAUAUGGCCGAAUCCACAAGACGAGGAGUAUCAAUACAAGCAGUGAUGAGGGUGCCCCUGGAACCUUGUCGCUGGGUCGGUCCACCAUUAAGGGCUGGGACUGGCUUGAACUCGUAGAUGGGUUUGAAAGGUCUACGAGCCAACGGCGGCAAGUGUAUGCUUCCCGGAUAUUCGGGUCUCAGCCAUGUUGGCUGCCGUUCACAAAGUUCAUCCCCGUCUUCUUCGCACACGAGGUUGGGGACCUGAUAGUUCCGGAGCAGCCAGACCAGGGGGCCGUAGAAACACGUAUCUUGCUGUGA
Messenger RNA from Fusarium musae, 3693 nucleotides. RefSeq lists its product as uncharacterized. Gene Ontology annotation, molecular function: ATP binding; protein serine/threonine kinase activity. The coding region runs from base 1 to 3693 and encodes 1230 amino acids. NCBI's taxonomy places the organism in Eukaryota, Fungi, Ascomycota, Sordariomycetes, Hypocreales, Nectriaceae. The transcript has 5 exons. Gene Ontology annotation, biological process: peptidyl-serine phosphorylation; peptidyl-threonine phosphorylation. The record is from RefSeq and is a predicted model, not a curated record.